Molecule: messenger RNA, 4017 nt
Organism: Bradysia coprophila
Lineage: Eukaryota; Metazoa; Arthropoda; Insecta; Diptera; Sciaridae
Source: RefSeq, a predicted model, not a curated record
AAAUUUUAUUAGUUGCCAACCGGCUUUCGUUGAAGUCGUACCGAGCGCUCAUUUUUUUCGAAAAUUUAUUUUUUUUUAUUAUUUUUAUGGAUCGUUGAUAUUGCGUAAAUCCGCAUUCGUGAACUACAUACAAUGAGUAAAAUAUGAUUUCAAUGCAGUAAAAAUAAUAUAUUUUUUUACAUUUGAUGGAGUGUGUGCAAGUUUAUUAAAUUGUUUUUUUUUUUUAUAUAUAUUAAAGUUGAAUGCAUUACACACUGAAAAGACAUGAUUCGUGUUAGUAAUUGUAAUUUAUUCGAUACUACAACUGGUGCUCCAUAUUUAUAAAUGUUUACUGAUUUUGUGCGCUAAUGUCAAUGGUUUUGUUGCAUUUUGUUGAGUGAAGUAAAAAACAAAAACAAAAUGAUUUAAUUGAACAGUUCAUUCUAAACAUCAAUGAUUGAGACUAAUAAUGACUACGUUAUCAUCAUGCAUGGAUCGAUAUAUCAGUCGACACAUGAUUCCUCCACCAAUGUCUCAUCAUCAAACACCGAAUCAAAGCAAUUAUUUUCAUCAGAAAAAUAUUGCUAACGGAACAUCAUGUAGGGGAGGAAAUAGUGGAAGUAAUGGUGGUGGAUCUCAUCAGCAACAGCAGCAGCAGCAACAACAACAACAAUCACAUCAUCCACAUCAUCGAAAUUAUGUGACAAAUUGCUAUCAAAAUACUAAUGGAUGGGCCGGCGUUCCAUUAAUAUCGACAGCGAGUCGACGUCCGAAAAAAUUCAACAACAAUCGCCAUACAAUUAAAUCAACGAAUCAAUUAACCGACUUUGAUGAAAAUGCAAUGUCUAGAUUGGCUAUUCAUGCCCAUGGUGCUCCGUUAAUAUUAGCUGGUCGCUAUAGAAAUAAAUCAUCGCAACACAAAAGAGAACAAUCAAAAAUAGCAUCUGGUACAUUUAAUAAAGGCGAUUCGGAUAGAAAUGGUUAUUCACUGCUACAUCAUAAACAGCAAAUGAUUCAUAACACCAAUAAUAACAACAACAACAGAAACAAUAAUAAUAACAAUAAUGUUAAUAAUUCCAACACAACCAAUGCAGUUAUUGCUAAUGGAACUUUGGAUAAUUUUUCGGUGAACAGUGACGAAAGUUCGAAUUCAUCCAAUGGCAUAAAUGUGGACACGUGCUUGCCUCGCAUUAUAAAGCCGAGAAAGCGAAGAAAAAAGGACAGAAAACCGAACGUUAAUACUCAGCAGUCGGAGUUGGUUCAGGGUGUAAACAAUAACAAUAGCAAUGCCAUGAUUAACAACAACAAUAACAAAAAUGUUAACUUCAAUUGUGUCAAUAAUAAUUUCGAACCGCUCAAUCAGGAUAUCAACAUGACCACCACACCGAUCGGCAAUAUUAGCUCGAUGAAAAAUUCACUUCCCAAUGAAAUUAUGCAAAGGUAUGAACAGGAACUGAAUGACUUGCCGGAUGGUGUGACCGAUAUUCAAAAUAAGACCGAUGGAAUUGUCGAAGAGACAAGUUCGUGCAGUUGCCGUUUGUGUGAUCCGCAGUGUCGUAUUUGGGCAUUCCCGUUGCGCAGAUCGUGUUCCGAUAAAAGUGAAACCGAAAUUCGUCAAAAUAAAAAUGUUGGAGUCAUCGGCAGCAACCGCGUAAUGACGGUACGAAAUGAGUGGAGAAGCUCACCGCAACUACUGGCCAACGGUCCCAUGCUGUGCGAUCGAUUCGAAUUUAUUGGAUCGCGAAAGGGAAGCUUCAGUGAUUCGGGAGAUUCUGGUUGCGAUAUAUUGAGUGGAUUAAGUUUCUCGGAUGAUAUUUUACGAUCGAAUAGUCGGAAUGACAAUCACAGUACGUUAGCGUCACCGUUAACCGAUAAUUUAGAAUUCAAUUUUUCCACAAAUGUUACGGACAAUAAUUCGAUAUUCGGUGAGAGUAUCAAUGAAAUUUCGCGUAAAUUGAUGGAAUCAAUGGACUUAUCCGGUCGAUCAUCAGCGUCUGAGGACAGUGGCAGUGUUUUUUCGGAUAGCGUUUUCAGUGAUGAAUUUUUUAUGAAUAUCGAAUCGUUACAACAACAGUCAAGUGAAUUAUUCAAUGCUGGCCAGACCAGUCAAAUGUUUUUCAAUCCUAAUCAAACAAUACAUACAAUUAACGAUAGUGAAAGCAUAAUGCCGGCCAAACAAAAUAAUUUAACAAAUUUAAACGAUUCGUUUGUGUUUAUUGAGAAAGAUCGCGGUGAUGAAGUGAUAAAUUGUUUUGACAUGGUAUGGUCGAAUAGACGAUUGCAGCCGGUGGAAGAAUGAUUGAUAAUGAUUGUCAUCAACAUUUUGUUUUUUUUUUGUUUGUUUAUGUUUCAAUUUACGUUUGACGCAUUUCAUCAUUUCGGAUUAUACACUUCUCAACGAUAUAACGAAUGGAUAUCACACAGAAAUUGGUAAAAAAUAAUUAAACAGUAAAACAGGCUAUGACUAUGUUUAAGACACUUUUUUUACCAUUUGACCUAAGAUUUAUACGAUGAAGCAUUUCUUUUUUAAAUUUAAAUCGUAAAUUCAAUUCAAACAUGAGAUAGAUUUAUUGAUAGAUAAGAUAUGCCUAACUUAUAGUUGACAAGUGACCAUUAAAUAGUAUGCCGAUGUUAUAAAAUACUCAAAUUUAAUUAGUUCACAUUAAUUCGAGAAUUGAUUUGUUCCGAAUUUUUUGAUCGAUAUCACUUCCGAGGUGAAAAUGUAGAUUAUGCUCAACAAAACCGGUAGAAAUGAAGCAUUUUCGAAUGAAGCACAUUUUGACAAAUUGUGAUUUCAUUUUUACUCUGGCUGAUUUUUAUUUGAACCCGAAAUUACUGCAUCUACAGUAAGAUUCAACAUAAAGGUUACACUAUUUCGUUUCGGCUUCAGCUGACCGUUUGCACUGUUUCCCAUAACAUCAGUUAGUAUGCGCUCGUUCUCGUUCGAUCGGUUUAAUCGUGAGAGACGCGUGUUUGCAUACCAAACGACCAGCUGAAGCAAAAAAUGGAGCCCUAAUAUUAAACCUUACUGUAUACCCUACAACCAUCUUUUUAAGAGAAACUAACAAACAUUCCUUAAGCCCUUUGUGCAAAUUAAACAAAAUCAACGGACGAAAAUCAAUGAAUAUGGUAGUCCUAACACGUUUAUUCCCAUUCAAACGUUCAUUUAGUACAUCAUCAGACGAGAAGUAAUAUUAAUUAAUUAAAAAAAUCGAAAAGAAAACAUCGUUUCGGUGGAACCACACUAUUGAAUUUGAAAGAAAAAACCAACACUUUUGUGGUAUAUAUUAUUGAGAACGACUGAUCCGAACGACCACACCGAGAUGGAAGACAUAAUUAUUUGCUAAAAAAAAUGAAGAAAGGAGAAGCGUAAAACGUUCUUCACCGUAUAAUAUAAUGAACGCCUGAAGUCAAAUUACAUGAAUUUAGUGAUUUGUUGUUAUCUUCUUCUUGUUGUUCUCUCUCGGUUUAGCGUUUUUUUUUCGCUGCUCUCGAAAAUCUUUUAUUUUUGUUUUUUUCUUCGGUAAAUUGUGUUAAUUAGGCGGGAAGAUUUUUACAAGUUAUUUUAAAUCGAAGGCGAUUUGUGUUUGGAGUAGUAAAUAUUCACGUCAACGAUAAAAUUACUUAAAAAAUAUUUACUUUAUGGUCAUAAUUGAAGGUGUUUCAUCCUUCAGACAUUUAAUAAACAAAUGUUAUUACGAUCCAUUCGGAUAUCAAGCAAAGGUUAGGCGUACAAAAUCUAAAAACCAUUCGAUUGAGACACAUUUUCCGAACCAGCAUUUUCAAUAAAUUUUUGCGUACAUUCUAGGGGUUUUGAAAAAAUCGUUUAAUAUUUUGGAAAACAUGGAACGUAGUUUCGUGGACAAACGGAAUACAAAAAAAUGUUUAAGCUGCUCAUUUUUACGUCGUUUUUGAGUUUUGUUAAAUAAAUUAGAUUUUUUUUUUGUCGGAAUAGCUCAGUUGAUUACCAAAUAUUUCGACCACGGUUCAUGGUCAUCUUUGUUCUAGAAUGUUAUUUUCAAAUCAAACCACUGAAGA